This is a messenger RNA of Aspergillus ibericus CBS 121593, 1126 nucleotides long. Its product is annotated as zinc-binding alcohol dehydrogenase family protein. The coding region runs from base 1 to 936 and encodes 311 amino acids. The record is from RefSeq and is a predicted model, not a curated record. NCBI's taxonomy places the organism in Eukaryota, Fungi, Ascomycota, Eurotiomycetes, Eurotiales, Aspergillaceae. Gene Ontology annotation, molecular function: oxidoreductase activity, acting on NAD(P)H. The transcript has 4 exons.
AUGCAUCAGGACCAACGCCAGAAGGGCAUGCCUCAGAUUCAAGGCACCAGCCUGAUGUUCCGCUGGCUCACCUAUCCCUGCAUUCUGGGCACCGACGUCGCCGGCGAGGUAGUCGAGGUCGGCCCCGGGGUCACUCAAUAUCAAAUGGGUGACCGCGUGCUGGGCAUGGCGAGCGGAUUUCAGCGCUAUGUGGUCCUGGCCACGCAUAUGGCCGCGGUCCUGCCCCUGGGCAUCGCCACCGCGGCCGGUGGCCUCUUCGAGCCUGACCAACUCAAUCUCUCCUACCCUUCGACUCAUCCCACUCCCACCGGCCAGACCGUUAUGAUCUGGGGCGGGUCCACCAGCGUGGGCAGCAACGCCAUCCAACUCGCCACGGCCGCCGGCUACGAGGUGUUCACCACUGCAUCCCCGCACAACUUUGACUAUGUGACGCGCCUCGGGGCCGCCCCGGUCUGGGACUAUCGCAACUCGACCGUCGUGCCGGACAUGAUCGCGGCCUGCCAAGGGAAGACCGUGGCCGGGGCGCUGGCAGUGGGCGCCAACGCCGCGGACGGCUGCAUGGCCAUUCUGGCACAAUGCACGGGGAACCGCGUCGUCGCCCUGGCCAGCUAUCCGGUGCCGUCCCCCCCCCCGCCCAAGCACUUGACCAUGCUCCGCACCAUGCUGGCCUUCCUCGGGGGGAGUCUCGCCUACUGGCUCAAGGCCCGGACCAGCGGGGUGCGCUACAACUACAUCUUCGCCUCCACGCUGUAUGACAAUGGCAUCGGAGAGAUGAUCUUUGCGAACUUUCUCCCGCGGGCGUUGACGGAGGGUCGCUAUCAGGUGGUGCCGGAGCCGGUCGUGCAUGGAAGGGGACUAGACAGCAUUCAGGGGGCCAUGGACUAUCAGCAGCAGGGCGUGUCCGCCAAGAAGGUGGUUGUGUUGCUACAGGAGUAAGUUUGCGGGCAUCUCAUGUUAGUGGUAGUCAGUGAUAUAUUCCCGUCUGUCUGCAGAUUAUUGUGAUUAGCUGCAGUUUUAAUCCUCUCUAUUCAUUCUGUUCUUAUACAAAGUUCAGGCCCCGACCAGACGGUGGAAUUCAAUUCUAUAUCCCACAUGUAUUCCCUGCGUUCAUCCAUUUGCGUUUUCC